Molecule: messenger RNA, 2928 nt
Organism: Cuscuta epithymum
Lineage: Eukaryota; Viridiplantae; Streptophyta; Magnoliopsida; Solanales; Convolvulaceae
Source: the annotation of a GenBank genome assembly
UGACGUGGCAUGCCUCCGUUGGUCGAAGGUGGGCGGGUGCCACCCAUUGGUUGAGGCGAAGGUUUGUAAUGAUGGGUUUUUCCAAUCGAGGCCCAUCUAUCGAGGCCCAGAGUCUAUAAAUACCCCUGGGCGGAGCUCAUUUCCUUUACGCAUUCCUUCUCUCUAGCGAAGCUCUGCCAAAAUUUCUAGUGAGAGAGAGACCUUUUUUCGAUCAAAGCUAACUUCCCGAGGUCAGUUCUUGCUCUGUUCUUGAAUUUCUCUGUAUACUUUGCUUUUCGGCUUUAGAUUUAGCGUUAGCGUUUUCAGUAGCCUUCGGCGAGAGUAUUAAGUAGCUUUCCUCUUCUAGACACCUUUCCCUUAGCACAAAAAAUGUCUUCGCAAACCGACUCUCAGAACAUCUCGAGGGAGGCCCCGGUGCAAUCUGAAAGCAUUUCUGAGGUGGAGUCCUCAAGCGAGCAGCCUUCGAAUAUUGACGACUCGCGAGUGGCUGCCGAAGUCCAAAAGCGUCUCAUAACCGAGGCCGAGGCCGAGGAGUUUGAGCAAGUGAUUGAGGACGAGGAGAUGGCCCUCGCGGUCCAAAUUGCCGAGGAGGAAGAAGAGAAGGAGAGGAUGAAAGUGACCAUCGCUGUUCCUCCCCCUCGUAACGACGCCGGAGCGGGGAGUUCUAGGCCCCUGGAUCCGGAGCCUCUCAAUGUGGCUCCCGGGAAGAAGAAGAAGACGAGGGGGGCCUCGAAGAAGAAGCAAGCCGUCGCCGAUGCGGGACAGCCCGUCGGGAUUCCGGAGGGGCAUUCAUAUUUGAACACCGCAGCUCUCGAAGUGGAAACCAAGGCCACGCACGCCGAAUAUAUGGCGACGCAGUUCUUUGUUGGGCCUUCGGCACAAGUGGUAGAGCCGGGGCCAGAUGAUGUGCUCCUACGUCCCCCCGAAGGAUGCUUUGUUGUGCACCUCCUAUCUGUGGAGUUGGGGCUUCGGUUCCCACUCCACCCCUUCGUACUAGAGUAUCUUCGUUUCGUCAAACUCGCUCCCUGCCAGAUUACUCCGAACAGCCAUUCAUAUCUGGCCGGAUUCUUGUCUUUAUGCCGGGAAAGGGGAGUGGAGGCAUCGCUAGAUCAGUUUCUCCUUUCUUUCAACCUUUGCCGGGGGGGGCAUGCCAACAGCGAGGGCUUCGCUAAUCUUCAACAGAUUCCGGAGUGGAGGCUGUUCUCUGAGGUUCCUUCCUCCCAUAAAGGUUGGAAGGACAAAUUCUGCUUCAUUCGGAUGGAGGAGAAUCCUUUCCCUGCUCCCCUUCGUGACAAUUUCAAGAGGCACCCUAAAGUGGGGAAUGCUUUUCUUGCGAAGGAGGGGAAGAAGCUGGUAGCCAAACCGGAGGGAUCGGACAAGCAGAAGACAAUCAAGGAUGCCACCCUUCCGGAGGAGCUGCUUCGCCUUGGUUUCCGGCGAUUCCGAUUGAUGGGGGAGACCGGCGGCGAAUACCCCCCGAUAGAUAGAGUGUAUGAGAGCGCCGGAGGCGCAGAGAUGGACGCGAAGAACUUCGCGAAGCUCAAGAAGCAAUUGGCCAAGGAGCCGAAGAAAAAGAAGGAGGGAGGACCCUCCCAGCAAAGGCCCGUUGAAGAUUUUUUCCCGAAAGGGGAAGCCGUGAAGGACCAGGGGGCCGAGGGGGCCUCCCAAGUUGUUGUCGGGGGUGCCGGUGCCCUGAAAAUUGAAACCGCCAAGCGAAAGGCCCCGGAAAAAGGGGUCGAGGCCCCCGGGAAAAAGGUUAAGAAGGCUGUCGGCGCAAAGGGGGCACCAGUGGUAAUUUCUGAGGGCCAUUCCUCCUCCAGCACGCCGUUGGUGUUUGUUGCCGCUGCCCCCCUUCCGGAUCAGAUGGAAGAUGGGCCAUGGCCCCGGGAGAACGUCCAAUUCUCCAUCAAGAAAGGGACCGCCAUUCUGCACGGCACCCUGGAUCCGAAGGAGUUCUUGGAUGGGGCCACUCCUUCGCUGGAUAGAUCGACCCUGAGCCGGUACGACGACGCUGCCCUGGACGCUAAGCUCCUCCAGGCCUCGGUGACUGCCAGUGUAGCCCUCGGAGAACACGUCCGGAGGGCGGAACAAUUACGCCUCCAGAAGGCGGAGUCCGACGAGGCCCUGAGGAAGCUCGUCGUGACUAACACCGAGGCCAUCCGGAAGAUGGCAAUCCUGGAGGAGAGCCUCCGGCAGAUGGAGAAGAAGCUGGAGGUUGCCCGAAUGGAGGGCAAAGCCGAAGGCAAGGCGGAGGCCGAGACGCUCGCUGCUGCCGCCGCAAAGACCGCUGCUGACAAUGCCGAGGAAGCAAAGCGGGUGGCCAUCCUUCAGGCCGAGAAAGAUGCUGUCGUUGCCUUUGUCGCCGGGGGCUGGAAAGAUGAGGACCGGAGGCAGUGGGUUUCCUCGGUGGUUGAGGAAAGUGUCGAUGACUGGGUGGGUGGUCCCGGGGCGAUGUGGCUGGCCCGGAAGGGCAAGAGCUAUUAUGAGGGCGGUGAAUACUUCACCCAGGCCAAUAUCUAUAGGAAGCUUGCCCGGCACUUCGGCGCUGAUCUGAAGGACUUUAAACCUGAGGCUUAUGGCCUCCCCCCGCUCCAACCAGAUGUCCGGGGUCCCUUUGCCGGAGGGCGAAGAGAGGGAGCUGCUCGAAGACUCUGAACUGGCGAAGGAGGCCGAAGAUGAUGAGGAUGAAGGGGCCGGGGACGACGCUGCCUCGAAGGCCAAGGAGGACGUAGCUGAGGAAGCUCAAUCUUGAAAAUUGUCUAAGUAUCAUUCCUUGUAAUAGUUGAUAGGUCUUCGGCUUCGGCCAUGCAUUGUAAUGAAACGCGACUUUUGUACUUUAACACUUUCCUCCGCUGGAUGUAUGAUAUGCCUUCGGGCUCUUUUAUGUGAAUGCUUCCUUCAUUUUGAGUUAGAAUGUAUGCUUCCGCC